Amphimedon queenslandica is the source of this 1050-nucleotide messenger RNA. RefSeq names its product nurim-like. Gene Ontology annotation, cellular component: nuclear membrane. Lineage: Eukaryota; Metazoa; Porifera; Demospongiae; Haplosclerida; Niphatidae. The transcript is spliced from 6 exons. The record is from RefSeq and is a predicted model, not a curated record. The coding region runs from base 58 to 843 and encodes 261 amino acids.
UCAUGUAGCACAGAGAAAGAGGUGUGGCUCAAUUUUUACACCCACGCACACCUCAAAAUGAAGGUUGUGUCUGGUGUUGUCUCAAUCAUUACAGGUCUUGUUACAUGUCUGGCACUUUCUUAUUUUGUUUUAUUUCUCAACAAUUGGCAACCAAGUCCUUCUUUGCCAAGUAUUGAUCACAAGCCCCAAGCCAUUGCUUCACUGUUGCUAGUUCCUAGCUCACCAACAGCAAAUAACAUACUUCUUAUGCUGCUCUUUACAUUGCCACAUACGUUAAUAACAUUUGAAAGUGUUAAAAGGCUGCUAAUUAAUUACUUGCUCUGCUCUGAAAAGAAGUAUUACUUGCUUUUCUAUUCGUUCUGGGCUUCAGUGUCUCUCCUAUUUUUAUAUACAUUCUGGAGUCCAUCAACCAGUGAGGUUUGGUCUAUCAGACUUAAUUGGGCUGCAUUAGCUGUGCAUGCUCUUCAAGGCAUUUUCUUGAUCUUGUAUUUAUAUUCUCUUCUCUCGACGGAAAUUCUUGGCAACUUUGGGCUUGUUUGGUUUGUGAAAUCAACGCUCGGGUUGUCAAAAAUAAAGAAAGAAAAGGGUGGAAAGGAGAACAAGCUAGUAAUUAGUGGUAUCUACGGUGUAGUUAGGCACCCAUUGAUGACCUGUACUAUUGCUAUGAUGUGGCUGACGCCAACAAUGACUAUAGGUCAUCUCUUCCUAGCAGCUCUUUUUACUUUAUACAUAGUCCUAGCUGUUAGAUUCUCUGAAGAACCAAAACUGAUUAAAGAAUACGGAAUAGCCUAUACUAACUAUCAGAGGAAAGUCCCGUGUCAGUUAAUACCUGGCAUAUACUGAAUGAACUGAUGGGUUUUUGUUUUUGCUUGUCACGGAAUUUGUGACAAUGAAACUAAUUGAUUUUUGCUUAUCACAGAUUUUGUGACAAUGGUUUUUGCUUGUCACAGAUUUCGUGACAAUGCAACAAAUGUGUUUACUAUAAAUUAUUUAUUUAUUAAACCCAAUAAAAUUGGUGAUUUAUUAUUCCAAAAAUCAUUAUAAAAAAUA